This is a messenger RNA of Bombina bombina (fire-bellied toad), 5010 nucleotides long. RefSeq names its product structural maintenance of chromosomes 4 (gene SMC4). Gene Ontology annotation, molecular function: ATP binding; ATP hydrolysis activity. The record is from RefSeq and is a predicted model, not a curated record. Bases 345 to 4757 code for a protein of 1470 amino acids. NCBI's taxonomy places the organism in Eukaryota, Metazoa, Chordata, Amphibia, Anura, Bombinatoridae. The transcript is spliced from 22 exons. Gene Ontology annotation, biological process: mitotic chromosome condensation.
CCAACACACACUAUACAAAUGUUGAUGUCUCAGUAAAAAGAUACUCCACCCGCGUCAUUGCUAGAAAAUGGCAGCCAGCCCAAUUUUUUUUCAAAUCUGACAGUCAGCUCCCAGAAUCCUUCGCGCAUUUGUAACGAAUUUCGGUUCGAGUUUGGAUUUUGGGCGCCAUUUUCGAGUGGAGCAGUCGAGUUGUAAGCAAGGGAUCUAUAUGGCCCCUUGUGAAAAUUGUUAUUAAUUCGGGAAAAAUCUAUUGUAUCUCAUCUGAAAAAUCUCUAAAAAUCAGCAAAAAAAUCAAGGACCAUCCUCUCACAAGUAGGAACCGACCAAGACAUUUCCAGCUUAUCAUGCCAGUCAAGAAGACUAAAACGUCUACAGCAGUGGCAAGGGAUGCAGCCGAGAAGUCAUUAGAUGAAAGGGAUGCUGCCAUGCCUGUCCCAGAGAAAGCUGCAACAGAAGCUCCUGCAGAGGGAGAAGCCCCUUCACAAGAAGUUCGUAAUGAGGUUGUUGAUAACAGAAGUUUAGAAGAAAUUUUGAGUAGCAUCCCUCCUCCCCCACCUCCAGCAAUGACCAAUGAAGCUGGAGCUCCUCGUCUUAUGAUAACUCAUAUUGUAAACCAGAACUUCAAAUCGUAUGCUGGGGAACGAAUUCUGGGGCCUUUUCAUAAGCGCUUUUCUUGCAUUAUUGGUCCCAAUGGCAGUGGGAAAUCCAAUGUGAUUGAUUCAAUGCUUUUUGUUUUUGGAUACCGAGCACAAAAAAUAAGAUCAAAAAAAUUGUCAGUAUUGAUUCAUAAUUCUGAUGAGCACAAAGAUGUUCAGAGUUGUACAGUUGAGGUUCAUUUUCAGAAGAUUAUAGAUAAGGAAGGGGAUGAUUUUGACGUGAUUCCAAACAGCCAAUUUUAUGUAUCCAGAACAGCUUAUAAAGAUAAUUCAUCAGUCUACCACAUCAGUGGUAAGAAAAAAUCAUUUAAGGAUGUUGGAAUUUUACUCAGAAGCCAUGGAAUUGAUUUGGAUCAUAACAGAUUUCUAAUUUUGCAGGGGGAGGUUGAGCAGAUUGCAAUGAUGAAACCAAAGGGUCAAACUGAACAUGAUGAGGGGAUGCUCGAAUACUUAGAGGACAUAAUUGGAUCAGAAAGAUUGAAGGAGCCCAUACAAAUUCUGUGUCGCAGAGUUGAACUACUAAAUGAGCAAAGAGGAGAAAAGCUUAAUAGAGUCAAAAUGGUGGAGAAGGAAAAGGAUGCACUUGAAGGGGAGAAAAACAAGGCAAUUGAAUUUUUAACAGUGGAAAAUGAAACUUUUAAGAAGAAGAAUCAGAUCUGUCAAUUUUAUAUACAUGACCUGCAGAAGCGUAUGCAUGAUAUGGAAGCACAGAAAGCCAAAAUUCAGGAAGAUACCAAAGAAAUUAAUGAAAAGAGUAGCAUGCUUUCUAAUGACAUGAAAGUGAAGAACACUGCUCUAAAAGAUGUUGAAAAGCAACUAAAUAAAAUUACUAAAUUUAUUGAAGAAAAUAGGGAGAAAUUCACUCAGCUUGACUUGCAAGAUGUUGAUGUUAGAGAGAAAUUGAAGCAUUCAAAAAGUAAAGUUAAGAAGCUUCAGAAACAACUUCAGAAGGAUCAAGAAAAGGUUGAAGAAAUAAAAAGUGUGCCUGCUAGCAGCCAGAAGAUUAUUUCUGAUGCAACUAAUAAAAAAGAGAUAUUGGAAAAGCAAAAAGACAAAGAGGAAGAAAAGCUGAGAGAGGUUAUGGAUAGUUUAAAGAAGGAGACACAAGGUUUGCAAGCGGAGAAAGAGGAAAAAGAGAGAGAAUUAAUGGAGUUUAACAAAACUGUAAAUGAAGCACGCUCAAAGAUGGAUGUUGCUCAGUCAGAGUUGGACAUUUACUUAAGUCGCUACAAUAAUGCGUUAUCUCAACUGAACAAAGCUAAAGAGGCAUUAACUACUGCUUCAGCAACUCUUAAAGAAAGAAAAUCUGCUAUCCAGGAGUUGGAGACAAAACUGCCAAAGGCAGAGGAGGAACUUAAAAAGAUACAGAAAGACAACACACCAGUAGAGGAUACACCUCACCAGGAGUACAGGGCACACAGGGACAGUGUGAUAUACACUCUACUCAGAGACAUAUUUUUUAGGGUUUACCACACGCUCACGAGGGGGAGGAACACCAGACCCCACAUUAGGCGGGCGGGGUCCCAGUCACAGACCCCCCAGGAGAGGUCGGCAGAGGAUGCAGUAAUAAAUUUUAGUUCACAUGUUCUCUCGGCCAGUGAACAUAAACUUUUAAACAGAGGCUUGUCCUUUAUGCCCAGUACGACUGUUUCAGAAUAUGAACAAAGACUGGAUGUUCACAGACUGAAUAGAACGCUUAAACUCAGGGAAUUUUUUCAAAAUGUAAACACUAAUUGCCCUAAAUCUCCUGUCGAACUCAAUUGUAAAAUUCAAAGUUCUUUUGAACCCACUAAUUGUAGUCCUAGCACCAAAACUUUUAUAAGAUUGGUGACUCAGGACUUGGAUAAUGAGAGAACUCACACACAGUGGAAAAACAAUUUGACACAUGAGGAGAGGAAAGCCAUUACAACUUUGCAAGUUGAUGACUCUAUAAUAGUCAGGCCUGCAGACAAGGGCGGGACCAUUGUCCUCCUUAACGAUUCUGAUUAUAGGGAGGAUAUUAUGGAACAACUCUCAGACUUGUCCACAUAUACUCCGUUAACAUCAGACCCAACAUUUGAAUACAAACGACAAUUAGAUGCCCUUAUCAAGAUGGGUUUUGAGCAGGGAUUUAUUACAGAUCACAUCAAAAAGAUUUGCACCAUCCUGCACCCUAGGAUCCCAAUCAUGUACACCAUUCCUAAGAUCCACAAAAGGUUAGAGAAACCCCCAGGACGUCCCAUAGUUUCCGCUGUCCAGUCUCUUUUACAACCGGUGGCACAGUACAUCUAUUUUCUACUACAACCGGUUGUUAGAGACAUGCAAUCUUUCAUUUUGGACACCAACGAUCUUAUCAGACAAUUGGGUUCUGUCAGUGUUCAACAGGGUGACAUUCUUGUCACCCUGGAUGUGAACAGUUUAUACACCAUCAUACCGCACCAAGUGGGUCUAUUGGCGAUCAGGGAACAUCUCACCAAUAAUCCACAUUAUGAGGGUCCUCCUGUGGAUUUUGUAUUAUCUUUGAUAGAAUUUUGCCUUCACAAAAACUAUUUUCGCUUUGAAGGUACAAUGACUGGUGGUGGUGGUAAAGUAAUGAAAGGAAGAAUGGGAUCUUCAGUCAUGAUGGAAAUAUCAGAAGAUCAGUUACAAAAGAUGGAGUCCAAACUUAAAACCGACUCGGAUAAAGCCACAGCGAUUCAGGAUCGUAAAGUUCAGCUUGAAGAAGAGGUAUCUAAAUUGCGUCUAACCACACGGGAGAUGAGAAAUACCUUUGAGAAGUACACCGCAAGUUUGCAGAGCCUUUCUGAACAAGAAAUACACCUAAAAGCACAAGUCAAAGAACUAGAAGCUAAUGUUGCUGCUACCACUCCAGAUAGAAAUCAACAAAAGCAAAUGGAAAAGACACUUGAAACAUUCAAAAAAGAAUAUGAAAAAAUUGCAGAGAAAUCUGGAAAAGUUGAAGCAGAAGUAAAGAGACUGCACAACCUCAUAGUUGACAUUAACAAUCACAAAUUGAAGUCUCAACAAGACAAACUAGAUAAAAUCAACAAGGAGAUUGAUGAAUGUGCAUCUGCUAUAACAAAAGCUCAAGUAUCAAUCAAGACAGCAGACAGGGAAAAGAACAAGCAGAAAAAUGUUGGCACUUCAGCCGUUAAAUGCUGCUUGAACAGGGGUUCUCUUCCAGAAAUCCAAGAACAGCAUCGUGGCUUGCUCCAAGAAAUCAAAUCAAUUCAAGAUAAAGAACAUGCCCUUCAAAAGGAUGCACUAAAUAUAAGACUUAAAAUUGAGCAGAUAGACAGUCAUAUAUCUGAGCACCAGUCAAAAAUAAAAUAUUGGCAAAAAGAGAUAUCAAAAAUAACCCUUCAUAAAAUAGAGGAUAUGCCAGAGGAGGCUCUUCCUGUAUUAACACAAGAGGAACUAGAAUCUAUAAAGGACCCAGAUAUAAUAAAUAAUCAGAUUGCACUUUUAGAAGCCAGAAGUCUUGAAAUGAAACCAAACCUUGGUGCCAUUGCAGAGUAUAAAAAGAAGGAGGAACUGUACUUACAGAGGGUGGCGGAACUUGAUGAAAUUACAAAUGAAAGGGACAACUUUAGAAGAGCUUAUGAAGAUCUUCGUAAACAAAGGCUUAAUGAGUUUAUGGCUGGUUUUAAUGUCAUAACAAAUAAACUUAAAGAGAAUUACCAGAUGUUGACACUGGGAGGAGAUGCUGAGCUUGAGCUUGUUGACAGCCUGGACCCAUUUUCAGAAGGCAUUAUGUUUAGUGUCAGGCCGCCGAAGAAAAGCUGGAAGAAAAUCUUUAAUCUUUCUGGCGGAGAAAAAACACUGAGCUCCUUAGCUUUGGUGUUUGCACUUCACCAUUAUAAGCCAACACCCCUUUACUUCAUGGAUGAAAUUGAUGCUGCUCUGGACUUCAAAAAUGUAUCUAUUGUUGCAUUCUAUAUUUAUGAACAAACAAAAAAUGCUCAGUUCAUCAUAAUUUCACUGCGUAAUAAUAUGUUUGAGAUUGCAGACAGACUUAUUGGAAUUUACAAGACUCACAAUACUACAAAAAGUGUUGCAACAAAUCCUAAAAUCAUUGCUUCAAAGGGGCUUGCUGAACUAAAUUCUGUUGGAUUCUCUUGAGUUAAAGUAAAUGCAGACAAGGACUGUGCUUUGUGCAAGACAACGAUACCUAAAUUACCUGUUUUCUUAAAUAAAUCUCAUGUGAAACUUACAAAUGUAAUUACUUUGUUCUUAGUCUUGUUCACCUAACUUUUAAAAUUUUUUGCAAAUGUGCAAUGCUGCUAUCAGAAUCUCUGUUCCAGUGGACUAUAACUUAACUUUUGUAUUUUUUGUAUUCUAGUUAUAAAAAAUGUAAAUAAAUCAAUCUCAUGUU